Messenger RNA from Oxyura jamaicensis (ruddy duck), 1463 nucleotides. It is a transcript of the gene MRGBP, whose product is annotated as MRG domain binding protein. The transcript is spliced from 3 exons. Gene Ontology annotation, biological process: regulation of transcription by RNA polymerase II. The record is from RefSeq and is a predicted model, not a curated record. Gene Ontology annotation, cellular component: nucleus; NuA4 histone acetyltransferase complex. The annotation marks the transcript as partial. NCBI's taxonomy places the organism in Eukaryota, Metazoa, Chordata, Aves, Anseriformes, Anatidae.
AUCCAAAUUAUUUAUUUUACCAAAAUCAUUCAUAAAAAUCUUUAUUUUCUUUCUAAGCAUGAAUCUGAGAUUCUUCCAUUCCCAAAUAUAGAGAAGAAUUUUGUUCUUCCUGAUGAACUGAUUCAAGAAGUGAGAGAAGGAAAAGUAAUGAUUGAAGAAGAAGUGAAGGAGGAAAUCAAAGAAGAAAUGGAAACACAUGCAGGUCCAGAAGAAGUUUUUGCACCCUCUGGAAGUUUAGGAAAAACAACUGAAAAGCCAAGCAGCAAAGAGAAAGAGAAAACUUCAUCAGAUUCUGGGUCCAAAGAAGGAUCUGAUAAAAGGAAGCGCAACAGAGUCACUGAAAAGGUCUUAAACGCAAACAGUAAUCCUUCCAGUCCAAGUGCUGCAAAACGACGCAGAACAUAAAGCUGUGAAAAGCAGAAGAAAUUAGCGAUGGAACAUUUAAAAAACAAAUAGCAGGAUAGUCAUUACGUCAACUUUUUCAGAAAGGAGAAGAUACCUGAGCCAGGUACUCGAAGAAUCUGCACAUUGGCUUUAUGCAUACAAGACUUUGCCUGUCUUUCCUGAUUUGUUUGCUGGUUGGCAUUGAGUAGCCGAGCGAUGGCUACCUUCUCAGGGCGUUCAGGAAGGAAGCUGGCAGCAUUUAGUGGUUUAUGUGUUUGUAACAGUUGCUGUGUUUGCAUUUCCAACGAGAAGCACACACCGUGUCAGCAUAGUUCAUGAAACAAGUGUUCGUCAUAACACAGAGCCUCAAUUCAUGAGAAGUAUAGGUUAUUUCUGUAACUUUUGAAUUGCUUGGGUUUUGCCUUUUUUGUUGUUGUUAAUAUCACAGACCCUCUACGGGCAACAUUGUUUGGCUGUUUUAAUGUAUGCAAACGUAGCGUUUGUAUCAAAUGUCUGCAUUUGUUGGUUCGGUAAAACUAAAAUACUUUUAAAUACAGGUAACUAUUGUGUUGAAGUACUCUUUGACGCUGUUCGCUGGAGAAAUGUCAACUUUUACCUUUAGUGAUGUAAAUACUUUACGUUUUUUACAAUUUUAUAUACUGUAAGUAAAGUGAAAAAAUGCCCCUAGAGAGAAUAAGUGUCCAAAAUAAAACAUCCAGCGGCGUCACAUGGUUCUGAAAGGGAUCAGCUGAGCUGUGCCUAAACUUGGGGGUGUUGCCUCAUCCAUUUGUACUACAGUAGUAUAAAAUUGGGGGGUUGUACGUUGUUAUUUAUUUUUAAAGCGGUUUUAUUAAAUGUUAAGUGGAGUUGGUAUUGCAAAGCAUUAACCCUGUUCUACGAUUUAAUUUUUUACUGACAUCGUAAUACCUUUUAUAUGCCAGAACACUAUGAUUGAAGUUAGUAUUUUUGACUUGUGAAUAGAUGGACCGCGGCCACCAAAGACACGUGACCAGGCGGAAAUACUACCGAAUUUGUUCCACUGCGUUACCUGUUAGUUAAUAAAAGGAACUAUUUCUUAA